This is a messenger RNA of Sardina pilchardus (European sardine), 1434 nucleotides long. RefSeq names its product inactive serine/threonine-protein kinase 19-like. NCBI's taxonomy places the organism in Eukaryota, Metazoa, Chordata, Actinopteri, Clupeiformes, Clupeidae. The record is from RefSeq and is a predicted model, not a curated record. The transcript is spliced from 7 exons. Gene Ontology annotation, biological process: positive regulation of Ras protein signal transduction; protein phosphorylation. The coding region runs from base 164 to 940 and encodes 258 amino acids. Gene Ontology annotation, molecular function: protein serine/threonine kinase activity.
AGUUGUGUUUUGAAACAGGGAGCUCUAAAGGCUAAAGCUAGACAUAGCCAGAGCCUGCAUAGCCAAGUAAAGAAAGCUAUUUUUGUCUUCGUUGUGGGGGAUUUUUAUAGCUUUUCGUGUGAUAUUUCACUGGCAAAAUCCUAGGCAUGAUAUCAAUUCCGGGAUGAACAGGAAAAGGACACUGAUUUCGGACACGUUCAAAGUUACUAAACGACGUUUUACAGAGAACACGUUUGGUAAACCACAAUGUGGAGAGGCAGAUCAAGAUGGACCUCUGGAUAUAAAGUCCAGUUUGGAGUACCUGAUGACUCUCUUUCCUCGCAAAGUUUUCAACGACUCUCUACCAACAAUAGUAAUGAAGCAUCAGCUGUACAGCCUACACAGUGGCAAGACCUUGGUGGACAGGCAACUAAAUCUGCUCAGGGAGCAGGGAGCGGUGAUGAUGUUCCAGCUGGGUUUUGACGCAGACACCUUUGGGCUGGUGUUCACAGCAGACUAUAAGGACAAGGUCCUGGCAGGGAUUGCUGGUACAGAGAGCCAAGGAACAGUAGAGAAGUUUCUGAAUAAAGUGGUGCCAUCCUGCACUGAACUCAGCUUCAACAAAGACAAAAUGCUGAAGGAGUUCUUGUUCACGGAUUCAGAGAUCACGCUGCUUGUAAAAUGUGGAGUAUUGACAGUCAGAGAUGCUGGCAGCUGGUGGCUUUCAGUUCCCAACUCUGGCAAAUUCACCAAGUACUUGGUUCAAGGCCGAAAAGCUGUACUGAAUAUGGUCAAAAAAGCCAGAUAUGGGGAGGUCUUGAAGAACGAGCUGGAGGGGAGGCGCACCACCUCCCUAGUGAAGUUUCCCAUUAAAUACCACAUAUAUGACCUUAUGGGCGCAGAACUGGUGGAGAGCAUUCCAACAACAUCAGGAACACUGCUCCGUUAUGUGGACACAUGAACUUCAAAGCGCAGUUGCGCUUUCAGUGAUUGCCAUUGAAUGGAUUUAAUUUAUUGCCUUAUGUUGAUAAGAGAUUGUUAUAAAUUGAAUUGGAGAUAUGGAGAUAUGCCAUUUCUUUGGAAAAUAAAUAUUUUGUUGUACUUUGUGUACAGACUGUUAAUGGUAUCAGUUGUAGCUGCAAAAAGCAAAUAUUUGUAAAUAAAAACAAACAAGGAAUAGUGUUAAAUUUUAAUUGAUUUUCACUUAAAAAAAAGUUGAUUUCUUACAAUUACCCAUAAUAACUGGGUUACACUGCUGGCUUGAAUCUUCUUCACUAACAUAUUUUCUAUUCUUUUCCUUAGUCACUGGUUCAAAGAAUGUAUAAUAUGUGUAGGGAUCAGCAGCCUAUGUAUUGCACAUUUUAUUAUGUCUAAUGCCAAAACCUGUUGCAUGAAAAAACAUUUAACAGUUUAGUACUACAAUGAUAAUAAAAGGUUAUUUGUGGUACAAGUCAA